AUGCAAAAAAACACUUCUCAUUUCAUUCUUAUGAUCAUUUUGUUUAUCACACCUCAUUAUCUAGCCUUCAACACCGGUGGUGGAGAUGGUGGAAGGGAGAUGACCACCUCGGAAACAUCUCCAUCCCCUAGUGGUGAUGAAAGUGGUGCAACACGUGGACCUAACUGGGAUUACAACUGGGGUUGGGGUUCUAGUCCUGGAGGAGGAUGGGGUUAUGGCUCCGGCUCAAGUAGGUCGCCUAAUGGGUUAGGUCGAGGCUGGGGGUUUGGUUAUGGUUCUGGUGGUGGUGAUAGUAGUGGCUCAAGUGGCUAUGAUAGCGACCUCGCGCCAUCAAUUUCAAAGGAGAGAGAUAAUCGUGGAUAG
Solanum verrucosum is the source of this 363-nucleotide messenger RNA. RefSeq names its product putative glycine-rich cell wall structural protein 1. Lineage: Eukaryota; Viridiplantae; Streptophyta; Magnoliopsida; Solanales; Solanaceae. The record is from RefSeq and is a predicted model, not a curated record. The transcript has a single exon. Bases 1 to 363 code for a protein of 120 amino acids.